GGCCCCGGGCUGGGAAAGGCCUGGUCAGCUGUGUCCGGCGGAGGCAGCUGCUGACCCAGCUGUGCCCUGUGCCAAGGGCGGGGGACCGGGGGGGCCAGAACCCCUGGGUUCCCCGGGGGCGGAGGCGGCAUCAUGGACCACCUCGGGGCGCCCCUCUGGCCCCGAGUUGGCCCCCUCUGUCUCCUGCUGGCUGGGGCAGCCUGGGCGCCCCUACCCAACUCUCCAGACCCCAAAUUUGAGAGCAAAGCGGCCCUGCUGGUGGCCCGAGGGCCCCAAGAGCUUCUCUGCUUCACGGAGCGGCUGGAGGACUUGGUGUGUUUCUGGGAGGAAGAAGCAAGCUCCGGGGUCACCUCCAGCAACUAUACCUUCUCCUACCAGCUCGAGGGCGAGCCUCGGAAGCCCUGUCACCUGCACCAGGCGCCCACCACCCUGGGUGCCGUGCGCUUCUGGUGUUCGCUGCCCACGGCCGACACGUCGAGUUUCGUGCCCCUGGAGCUGCGCGUCACGGAGGCCUCCUCCGGCUCCCCGCGUUAUCACCGGGUCAUCCACAUCAACGAAGUGGUGCUCCUGGACGCCCCCACGGGGCUGCAGGCACGGCGGGCGGAGGAGAGCGGCCAAGUGAUGCUUCGCUGGCUGCCGCCGCCUGGGGCACCCAUGACAACCCACAUCCGCUACGAGGUGGACGUCUCUGCGGGCAGCAGUGCAGGGGGAGCGCAGAGAAGGCGUGCCUCUGGACGCCCCUCCCCUCGGCCCCGCCCCCAGGUGGAGAUCCUGGAGGGCCGCACUGAGUGCGUGCUCAGCAACCUGCGUGGCGCCACGCGCUACACCUUUGCGGUUCGAGCGCGUAUGGCCGAGCCCAGCUUCAGCGGCUUCUGGAGCGCCUGGUCUGAGCCUGCGUCGCUGCUGACGGCUAGCGACCUGGACCCCCUCAUCCUGACGCUGUCCCUCAUCCUCGUGCUCAUCGUGCUGCUGCUGGCCGUGCUUGCCCUGCUGUCCCACCGCCGGACUCUGAAGCAGAAGAUCUGGCCUGGAAUCCCAAGCCCCGAGAGUGAGUUUGAAGGCCUCUUCACUACCCAUAAGGGUAACUUCCAGCUCUGGCUGUCACAGCAUGACAGCUGUCUGUGGUGGAACCCCUGCACCCCCUUUCCGGAGGAACCGCCCACCCGCCUGGAAGUCCUCUCCGAGCGCUGCUGGGGGGUGCCCCAGGUAGUUGAGCCGGGGGCAGAUGAUGUGGGGCCCCUGCUGCAGCUGGUGGGCCGUGAGCAUGCCCAGGACUCCUACCUGGUGCUGGACAAGUGGCUGUUGCCCCAGAGCCCGCACGGCAAGGGCCUCCCAGGGCCUGGAGGCUGCACUGACAUUGUGGCUGUGGACAAAGACUCCGAAGCGUCUUCCUGCUCAUCUGCUUUGGCCUUGAAGCCCGAGCCGGAGGAGGCCCUGGCAACCAGCUUUGAAUACACCAUUCUGGACCCCAGCUCCCAGCUCUUGCGCCCACGGGUGCUGUGUCCCGAGCUGCCCCCCACCCCACCCCACCUGAAGUACCUGUACCUCGUGGUGUCUGACUCUGGGAUCUCAACUGAUUACAGCUCAGGGGGCUCCCAGGGAGCCCAGGGGGUCCCAUCCGAUGACACCUACUCGAACUCCUAUGAGAACAGCCUUGUCCCUACCCCUGGGCCCCUCACCCCCAGCUACGUGGCCUGCUCGUAGGACCCCAGCCCAAGACUGUGGACAGGGAGGGGGAGCCCACCCUGAGCGCUGAUGAGCAUGGCCAUCGACCCAAACCAUUCUGCCCAGAAAGUCACAAGCUUGCAGUAUCUGAAAAUAUGUAUAGUUUUUCUUUUGUGUGUGUGUAUAUAUAUAUAUAUAUAUAUAUAUAAAUUUAUAUGGAAGUUUUUCUACCAUGACUUUUACAAACACCCCAGAAGCCCCAUCUUUCCCUGUGCCCAAGCCACAGUCUGAAAUUCUGGACCUGAAAAUCUGAAUACUAACCCUAAUAAAAUAAAUUAGUACCUGUUA
Molecule: messenger RNA, 2013 nt
Organism: Heterocephalus glaber (naked mole-rat)
Lineage: Eukaryota; Metazoa; Chordata; Mammalia; Rodentia; Bathyergidae
Gene: Epor
Product: erythropoietin receptor
Biological process (GO): cytokine-mediated signaling pathway
Cellular component (GO): membrane; external side of plasma membrane
Molecular function (GO): erythropoietin receptor activity; protein binding
Source: RefSeq, a predicted model, not a curated record